Messenger RNA from Ilyonectria robusta, 2310 nucleotides. RefSeq lists its product as uncharacterized. NCBI's taxonomy places the organism in Eukaryota, Fungi, Ascomycota, Sordariomycetes, Hypocreales, Nectriaceae. The record is from RefSeq and is a predicted model, not a curated record. The transcript is spliced from 5 exons. Bases 1 to 2028 code for a protein of 675 amino acids.
AUGGCGGAUGCACUGUUUUCCGGCGAUCGACGGUCAGUGCUCCGUCGCAUCGAAGAAUGGUCGCGGCCUGGGAGAGGGCGGAACACGUUGAGGUUUGCUCACCUUCAGGUGCCACCUGGUGUCAUGGAGCAGAGUUCUACUGAGGACUCUGUGCCUUGCGCCAUCUGGACCGAGGUGAAGAAUGCGCGCAUCAAUGUUAAUGUGUCGCACGUCACUGGCGGGUGCAAGGCCAAGGACAUUGUCGAGUCUCGCAUGCGAGCCUGGAACCAGACUCACCCGGGCGGGGUCCAACCUGACGGGAUGAGUUUGGACACCAAAUCGUAUCGUGAGAUGGUUGACACCAUGCGGAAGGCGAGCUUCCCGCGUGUGGGAAGGACGAUGUCUGCAAGCAUCCUCCCACUCAUUUCCGGGUCCCUCUGGAUCAUUGAUAUUGAUCCAGACAUGCCGGCUGAUCUCAUGCGCGUCCUGGCCCUUGUGUUACCUUGGGCCGAGGCCAACAGCCGCGUGCAGCCUGUUAAGAGCAUGAGGGUCUUGACGAUGUCUUCAGACCCGCUUCACGCUCUAGUCCAACGUCUAUUCCAGGACUGGGAAACUUGCCCAACCUCUCAGUUUCAGAUCUUGGAACCGAUUGUUGGCCAGUUUGAGACGGUGGAUGUUGCCAGCACGACCGACAUGAUGCCGGUCGUGAUGCGCAAGGCCGCGAGUGUAGGUCCAGAGGCCUCACAAACGGUUAUAUCCUUCAAUUAUUUACAGAAUGGCAUGCCACAAGACUGGACGCAGGACUGGAUUUUUUUUCAAUGUCGAAGUGAAAGCCUCAGCGUCAGAGCUACGGGAUCAGCUCUCGAACCUGGUGAUGCCAACACAGCCCGGCCUCGACGUUUGGGCGUCGCAGGCCGCCAGUUGGCUGGCUUCUUGGCCGGCCUGGCUGAAUUUGCUCACUGGCCCAUCCGGGCUGAUAGGCUCAUGGCAGCUCUUGGUCGCGUCGAUCCAGUGGCUUUGCGCGAGACCAAGACAAGGCUCGUUCAACAUGGCCUCCUGGCUUUCGACGGGCCAAGCCCUGGUCCUGUUUUGGCUCUUCCCCGUGCCGCACACCAGGUGUUUUUUGCGGUACUGGAGGACGUGGAGUACGAUGCGCGACUUGCUCGCUUCCUCUCCGAGUCCCCACGGAACCCAAGAAGCACCUUGGUCAAAGUGCAACUUGCUACCCUCCUAACACUUGGGUUGCACAAAAUGGUGCAAAUAAUAAUCGAAGAUGCCGCGGUCGAAGAUGUUCUGCAACUUGCAUCCACUGGCUUGGUCGGCACAUUUUCUGGGCUUGGUACGAUGUGGCUGUUACUCAACAUCGUCAAAGCGGCCAUCGUUGGAAUGGGCAAUCGCCCCAGAGUUCCAGGAGAGGUCCUGCCGGUAUUGCAUGGAUGUCCUGUGUUCGUCCAGGGACUUCAUGAUUUUGAGGAGCUGUCGGCUCGUUUGAGAGGCUCGCUUCUCAGUCUGGGUAUCGAGACUACGGCCAUGAGCCCCGAUACUGAGACAGGCACCUUGAGAACAAGCGAGUUCGAGGAUAUUCUUUGGGAUUUCCUCCGCGCUUUUUCCCACCAGACCUGCAUCGUGAGAGGUCUAGAGCGUCGCGCCCUAACGUUUUUGGACAUUGAGUCGCAGCAAGAGCUGGGCUGCGAUAAACGCGCGAAUUGGGCCAUCCGCUGGGAUCUCAUCGAUCGAUUUGAUGGGCGGACUCGAUUCUGGGCAGAACAUCGCCCAACAACUGCGGCACAGCCCGGAUCCAGCGAUUCAUCAAUGUCACGACGGCCUCUGCGACGGCCACCGACAUUGUCAUCGACGCCAGGCGCGCAAUCCACGAAACUGGACCCGACCUCGACCCAGAGCUUCAGUGCGAUUUCCCGAAACACUCUCGGCUGCGUGGCCUCGGCCUUUUCUAAGGCCCGAAUCUUGGCACCGAAUCCGCAUGGCCUGCCAUCCGCAAGCCGAGGAAGUUCUCAACAUGGCCCAACCAGUCCAUUCGGUGCACCUUGAAGGCAGGCAACCAGAAUAAAACCAUACUCUCAUCCAAAGCCUUGUUCGUUAUCGACCGCGACUCAACGGCGCGAACUGCGUUCGCUGUGACCCCUGGGAAAGGCUCGUCUUCGAUCUUGGUGUUGAUCAACUCGUCAAUGAAGAUCUCAGCACCCGAACUCCACAAGCAGCAAUCGUGGGCUGACCCCAUCGACUCUCGACAUCUACCAUGACGUUUUAUUCUCUCGACAACAUUGAAGAUGGAGCUAAAAUUCCGUGCCUCGCCCUUUUUCGCGACCGAAU